CGCGAAUUCAUCCCGUGCAUUCGAGUUCGAGAGAGCCUCUGUGCCUUUUAAUGUUGCUCCCAAAAUAUUGCAUGGUAUACUCACACACACCACACGCGACGCACCACGACGCCCCGCCUCCACCACCCCCCCACGGCGCACCACCCCGCCUGCCACAUCCCCCAUGGAGACCAUUCGCGGUCUCCUCUGGAAGCCUACACCUGAAGAGCAAAAGCGAAAAUGCAAUGCCCUAGUACGGCAAAACGUGCGCAAACUCGACCGCGACAUCGCCUCCCUCAAAUCCGCCGAAGUCAAGGCCAAGAACUACAUCCUCGAAGCCUCGAAGCGCGCAAAACGUAACCCGGCUAUGGCCAAGCAAGCCGCCCAAGACACCCGCGUCUAUGCCCGCGAACUCAUCCGCGUCCGUAGGCAGAAUGCCCGCCUCAACACGUCCAAGGCGCAGCUUCAGUCGGUCCAGAUGCAGGUCAAUGAGGCGUUUUCCGUGCGCAGGAUCGAGGGCAGUAUAAGAGCGAGUACGGGUAUAAUGAAGGAUGUGAAUAGUCUCGUGCGCCUGCCAGAGCUGACGGGCACAAUGAGGGAGUUGAGCGCUGAAUUGGUGAAGGCGGGGAUCAUUGAGGAGAUGGUGGGGGAUACCUUGGACAACGAUGCGCUGUUAGAGGGUGAAGAUGAUGAGGCCGAAGCCGAAGUUGAUAAGGUCUUGGGUGAGAUACUGAAGGAUAAGCUCCCAGCAGCAAAAGAGGACGAGCUACCGAGCCAGCCUGUCGAGGAAGAGGAGGAGGAAGAGGACCAGCAGGAGAUGCUAGCACAGAUGAGGGGUCGUCUGGAGGCGCUGAAGAGUUGAAUGCAAGCUUGGAGAGGGCGCUUUUUUUCGACCCAUGUUCAUCUAGACUACGUGCUGCUCGAGUGUAGCAUAUUGGUGUCGGGCCUGCUCUGGUCCUGGUGUUCAUCCUAAUCUAGUUCAUCCUGGGCCACAUCUUGAUUAAGUUUUGGAAUUUAUUUCAAAGCUUAUCGAUCAGAAAUUCGAGGUUCAUAAGCCUUUACAUGCCCAGCCCCCAAGCUCGAUAUCUUUUGGUAUUGUUUGUUCAUAGCAAUAGUCAUGAAAUCAUGAAUUGGCACCCAAUUUUGCAAC
Molecule: messenger RNA, 1129 nt
Organism: Lindgomyces ingoldianus
Lineage: Eukaryota; Fungi; Ascomycota; Dothideomycetes; Pleosporales; Lindgomycetaceae
Product: SNF7 family protein-like protein
Exons: 2
Coding region: 164-841 (225 amino acids)
Biological process (GO): endosome transport via multivesicular body sorting pathway; protein transport; late endosome to vacuole transport
Cellular component (GO): ESCRT III complex; multivesicular body
Source: RefSeq, a predicted model, not a curated record